AUGUCUGCCAUCCCCAACGUGCCCGAGGCUAUCUCUCACAGCCAACACAACAACGCAGACGCUGCUCUUACCCACCUCCUCAAAGCAAAGCAAGGAGCCGCCCAACAUAUCGAACACGCGGCCAACGGACCACAAGUCAAUGGAGAACACGGCGUCAAGGCCAAAGCUCCCUGGGUACUGCACGACGUGCCCAUCGAGAACCAACGACCUAUCAAGGUGAUUGUGAUUGGAGCUGGUUAUUCGGGGAUUUAUCUGGGCAUUCGUAUACCUGAACGGAUACGCAAUUGUGAGCUGGUGAUUUAUGAGAAGAAUGAUGGCAUUGGUGGCACAUGGUACGAGAACCGCUACCCAGGAGCAGCAUGUGACAUCCCCUCCCAUUCCUACCAAUUUAGCUUCAACCCCAAACCGGACUGGUCAUCCCUAUACGCCCCCUCGUGGGAGAUCCGCGACUACCUCCAAGAAUCAGCACGCAAAUACGGCGCGGACAGGUUCAUGAAACUCAACCACGAAGUCAAAGGCUGCACCUGGGACCAGAACCACGGCAAAUGGCACGUACAAGUCCAGAGACCCGACGGAUCGAUCUUCCAGGACGACUCCGAUGUUCUAGUGAGUGCAAGAGGCAACCUCAACAACAAGGCAUGGCCCGACAUCCCGGGCCUCUCAGACUUCAAAGGGGAAGUGAUGCACUCGGCCGCGUGGAACGAGUCCUACGACUUCACGAACAAACGCAUCGGCAUCAUCGGCAGCGGCAGCAGCGCCAUCCAGAUCAUCCCUAAGCUCCAGAAAAUCCCCGGCGCGCAUUUGUCCUGCUUCAUCCGCAGCAAGACCUGGAUCUCGCCCCCUCUAGGCCAGUCGUCGAUGGACGCCCUCGGCAUGGGCACGCAACUCCAAUUCCAACCCGAGCAAAUCGAGACGUUCAAAAAAGACCCCGAGGCAUGGUAUCGCUUCCGGAUGAAAGUCGAAUCCGACGCGAACAACAUCCACGCCAUGACGCUCAAAGGCACGGAGAUGCAGAGAGCCGCGGAGAAGGCGUUUGACGAGGGGAUGAGGACUCGUCUGGCGAGGAAGCCGGAGUACUACGAGUGGUUGAAACCGUCCUUCGCGCCGGGGUGUCGUCGCCUGACGCCUGGGCCGGGGUUCCUGGAGGCGCUGGUAGAGGAGAAUGUCGAGUUCGUGCGGGAGAAGAUCACGUGGAUCACGUCCGACGGUAUCGUCACGGCGGAUGGUAGAACCCACCUCGUCGACGUCCUCGUCUGCGCGACGGGCUUCCACGCCAGCGCCGCGCCGCCCUUCCCCAUCACCGGCCUCGCGGGCGAGACUCUCUCCACACACUGGGCCACCCGCCCCACGACCUACCUCUCCCUCACCACCGACGCCUUCCCGAACCACUUCCUCAUGCUGGGCCCCAACGCCGCCAUCGGCGAAGGCUCCCUGACCAUGAUGAUCGAAUCGACGGGGACCUACAUCCUCUCCUGCAUCCGCAAACUCCAGCGCGAAAACAUCAAAUCCAUGCGCGUGAAGCCGGCGCGCGUGAGGGAUUUUAUGGCGUAUGUGGAUGCGUACUUUGAGGGGACGGUGUAUGUGGAUGAGUGUCGGAGUUGGUAUCGCCAGGGGGGUGAUGGGAAAGGGGAGAAGGUGACGGGGUUGUGGCCCGGGAGUACGUUGCAUUGCGUGGAGGCGUUGAGGGGGGUGAGGUGGGAGGAUUUUUUGUAUGAGUAUGUUGAUGCUGGUGAGGAGGGAGAUGGGAGGGAGAGGAAUGUGUUGGGGUGGUUGGGGAACGGCUGGUCAACCAACCAGUUAAAAGACAGCCCAACCGAGGAGGAACUGGCGUGGUACUUGACGCCGCAAUUCCAAGCCCGCGAGAUCCCCCUCGAGGGACGACCGGAGCAAAAGGAGGAGUAUCGACUGCGGCCUUGGUCGUACUGA
Molecule: messenger RNA, 1926 nt
Organism: Zasmidium cellare ATCC 36951
Lineage: Eukaryota; Fungi; Ascomycota; Dothideomycetes; Mycosphaerellales; Mycosphaerellaceae
Exons: 4
Coding region: 1-1926 (641 amino acids)
Molecular function (GO): NADP binding; flavin adenine dinucleotide binding; N,N-dimethylaniline monooxygenase activity
Source: RefSeq, a predicted model, not a curated record